This is a messenger RNA of Actinia tenebrosa (Australian red waratah sea anemone), 926 nucleotides long. RefSeq names its product collagen triple helix repeat-containing protein 1-like. The record is from RefSeq and is a predicted model, not a curated record. Lineage: Eukaryota; Metazoa; Cnidaria; Anthozoa; Actiniaria; Actiniidae. Gene Ontology annotation, cellular component: extracellular matrix.
AUGGAGACACAGUUCCAUGUCGUCAAUAAUGUUGAACCCAGGUCAGAUUUUUCCUGUUUGGCGGGUCGUCCUGGUAUCCCUGGUCUCCACGGUACACCCGGUGCUCCUGGACGAGACGGACGAGAUGGCAGACCAGGUAUUCAAGGUAAACAAGGUCCUCGAGGGUUUGGCGGGACUCCGCCAGGCAAGCAAGGACCUCCCGGAACUCCUGGUGCACCCGGUCCCAAGGGUCCAAAGGGUGACGCUGGUCCAAAAGGAGAAAAGGGGGAGCCUGGUGCGAGAGGAUUCUCAGCCUAUUCGAACCGGAAAGAAUGUUCGUGGAUCAACAUCGACGAAGGAAAAGACAAUGGGUUGAUCAGGGAUUGUGUUUUUCAAAAGAAAGACAAUAAUUCCAUUCUCCAUGUUUACUGGAAUGGCAACCUAAGGAUACAUAAUUGUAACGACUGUUGUAAGCGCUGGUUCUUCACGUUCAACGGUAUUGAAUGCAAGACACCCCGUGCUAUUGACGGUAUCGUGUACAUGGCAAAAGGAGUGGCUCACAACAUUCACCGCGUUCGCCACAUUGAAGGUCACUGUGACAAGAUCCACAAGGGACCUGUUCGUGUGGGCUUCAAUGUCGGGAACUGUGCCGGGUAUGGAAAUGUUGACGCCAAAACCGGAUGGAAUUCAAACAGUCGUCUGUUCGUAGAGGAGGUACCCAGACCCCAGCCGUAGAACUAUCCAUUUCCUACAAGACGUAAGCCAGAUUGAUUGAAUGCGAAGUCUAGUAAAGCACUAUAACAAGCACUUUGAGAUGUUGUUUAAUCCAUGCUGUGUUAGUUGAAAAAAUAGGAAUAGAAUAAACGUCAAAAACUAAAUGUUACCAUUAUCGUUCACUAUAUUGUUGUGAAGUAAUAUCACUAUUAAAUGCCGCAAAAAUAUGUUGA